Molecule: messenger RNA, 3459 nt
Organism: Labrus mixtus (cuckoo wrasse)
Lineage: Eukaryota; Metazoa; Chordata; Actinopteri; Labriformes; Labridae
Product: fidgetin-like
Exons: 2
Coding region: 698-3049 (783 amino acids)
Molecular function (GO): ATP hydrolysis activity; microtubule severing ATPase activity; ATP binding
Source: RefSeq, a predicted model, not a curated record
GUCCACUUAGCGAUUAAACAAGUUGUCCGAAUUGCAAACGAUACCUUCGCCUGAAUUGUUGUUGCAAUUUUUAUUUUAUUUUUUAAAUGUGAUUGUCAAGUAGCGCACCUGCGCCACGGUCAACCCGCACAGGCUGGGCUGCACUAUAAGCUGUCUGUUUCAUGUCUCGGGCUGUGCGGCACCAAAAAACACACAACUUGCGUGCGUGAGGACGCUUCUCCAGCCUGCAUCGAGCUCCUGCGGCUUCUGUUACAACAAGUUGCCGUAUACAUGCGUGCAGAGAGCGGAUACAGUGUCACCGCAGCAUGUAUUUUUUACAAGCUUGGACAUUUUAGGGCGUUCGCACCAGAUUUAACUUGACUCCGUCUCCGGGCGUCAUUUCCCAAACUAUCCGAGCUGCACCAGUUGAUUUCCCUCCCUCUCUCUCCCUCUCUCUCUCUCUCUCUCUCUCUCUCUCUGUGUCUCUGUGUGUGUGUGUCUCUCUCUCUCUCUCUCCGCCUGUCAUCCACUUUCUAAUGACAUGCAUGUAGGUUAGCUGCUUCUCCUGUUCAGUUGCUCCUCGCCCACCUUUCACACGGUUUGAGAUCCGAGCUGCAACAAGCUUAGAAAAAAGUGUAAUCUAAAAGCUUUUGCCCCUUUUUUUGCUUUUUUGGAAUCCUUUUCCUUUUUUUGUCCGUCUCUUCACACAUUAAUCCCAAUGCUCUCAUCUCCUCUUCCUCUCCCUCUUCCUCCUCUGUUCCAGCACGAGAUGAUCAGCAGCAGCAGCGUCUAUGGCUUAAAGAUGCAGUGGACCCCCGAGCACAGCCAGUGGGCCGAACAGCAUUUCGACAUCUCCUCCACCACGCGCUCGCCAGCCCACAAGGCCGAGGCCUACAGGGCGGUACCUGGCCACCUGCAGCGGUCCGCCGCCUACCAGUACGCCUGGGCCAAUGAUGACAUCUCGGCCCUCACCGCCUCCAACCUGCUCAAGAAGUAUGCCGAGAAGUAUUCAGGUAUUCUCGAGAUGCCGGGGUCUUACUCUGAGGGGCCUGGUGUACCCGGAGUGAUGAAUGGACGGAAAGGUGAAUCAGAACCGUGGCAGGACGGCGUCUACCCCAUGAGCUGCAUCCCUGAGGGGGUUUCCGUCAGAAAAGGGGGGGUGGCAGCAGCUUCAGAUGUGGUGUCGGGCAUGUGCAGCUCUCCGGGCCUGGCCUCCAGCACCCUGAGUGAACCUAGCUACUCCAGCAGCAGCUGUGGGAGCCACACCGCCACCGCACUCCACUCCUCCUCCAUGGCCUCUCAGGAAUACGGCCCGGCAUACAGUGGCUCCUACCUUCACAGUAGUUACAGCUCCCAGUCUGCCCCCGCCCCAGCACUUCCCUCCCCACUGCACAGCUCUGGGCUCCUGCAGCCACCCCCUCCGCCGCCCUCCCACCCCACUUUAGUCCCAGCUUACAAUGGAGGCUCCCCUAACUUGUCUAGUUAUAAUUACCCCCCAGCAGGCUACCCAGCUCAGAGCUCAGUAGGGCCAGGAUACAGCCCUGGGGGAGCACCCCCACCUUCCUCAUACCUCCCAUCAGGCAUUGCUGCACCUACACCUCUUCCCCCUCCAUCUACUUUACCUGGAUACCCAUACCAGAGCCACAACCUGACCCCAAUUGCCCCCACUCCUCUGAACAGUAGCUCCUCUAAUUCACUGAAGAGGAAAGCCUUCUACAUGACAGGCCAGGGAGAGAUUGACUCUUACGGUAACUUUGGCUAUGGCCAGGCUCGGAGCUCGUCUGAGAGCCCCAUGUACAGGAUAGCAGACAGCAGCAGUGCAAACGGAGGCUCCAACAGCGCCAGUGGUGGUGGAUUUGACAGAAGUGUUGAAAAGACAUCUUUACCUUUUAAUCCUCAGAAGCAGUCCACAAUGUCUUCAGAGCAGCAGAGGAAGUACGGCAGUCAGGCGACCGGGGGCCCAAUGACUCCACCAGCAUACGUUUCCUCCACCCUGGGGGGUUCUCGGUCAGCAGAUUCCCUUGUCAACUUCACCUCCCCCUCUCUUAGUGAGCAAGGUGCUGAUGACCACCGCCUUCACCUCUCCCACUCAGCGCCAGGGCCUACCUCCUCCUCAUCCAAUUCCUCCUCCAGACCUGCUGAAGAGCAGCUGAAAACCAGUGACCCUCACCUUCUUGACAUGGUUACCUCUGAAAUCGUUCAGCAAGGCCCCCCAGUGGAUUGGAGUGACAUCGCAGGACUAGAACUGGCCAAGGCAACCCUUAAAGAGGAGGUCCUGUGGCCUAUUCUCCGCCCAGACAUGUUCAGCAGCUUAGGACCGGCCCCACGAUGCGUGUUGCUGUUUGGGCCCAGGGGCAGUGGCAGGACGUUGCUGGGACGCUGCCUGGCAAGCCAGCUGGGAGCACCAUUCCUCCAGCUAAGCGGUUCCACGUUGGCCACCAAGUGGCUGGCAGAUGGAGAAAAAAUAAUCAGAGCGUCCUUCCUGGUGGCGCGAUGCAGGCAGCCCUCAGUACUGUUCAUCAGUGAGGUGGACAUGCUGCUCUCAGCCCACCUCAGUGAAGAGAGUCCCAUCAACCACCUUAAGGGGGAGCUACUUUCCCAGUUGGACUCACUUCUCAUGGGCUCAGGCGAAGAUUUAAGCAACCAAGUGUUGGUGGUUUGUUCCACGAGCAGACCUCAAGACAUGGAUGAAGGGCUGCGCAGGUACUUUGCUCGUAGGGUCCUUGUGCCCCUGCCGGACAGCACAGCCCGGCACCAUAUCGUGAACCAGCUGCUGGCUCAAUCUCAGCACAAAUACUGCUUAAGCGAGGAGGAGCUGGCACUGCUGGUCCAGCGUACUGAGGGUUUCUCUGGACUGGACUUGGCCAGAUUCUGCCAGGAGGCCCUCGUUGGUCUGUUACAUGCCUCUGCACAGGGCAUGGACAUGACGGGUAUGAUGCCCCGGGGACAGGUCAGGCCACUCACCUACCAGGACUUUGAGAGUGUCUUUUGUAAAUUCCAAGCCAGUAUAUCGCAGAAAGAGAUUGACACGUACACUGAGUGGAACAAAAUGUUCGGCUGCAGCCAGUGAAAAGAUAGAUUCCGCCCUUGAGAAAAAGAGGCAUCCACAUUUUCUCCCCUCAGGGCAGAAGCAUUGUGCUGGAGGGAAAGGCACACAGAAGGCCAACACAAGCCCACAGAGUUCUCACAAGCAGGGUUUAGAUGCACCCAGAGACCUGGUUUUGAAGAGACAACAGGCGGUUUUGCAGUUAAUGAGCAAGAGUUUUAAUUUGAAUGCUUGACACUCCAGAAAAGCCAGGCGUUGUUUACACAUUGCAAGCAAGUUGGCUUCAGAAGAGACGCCCCAGUGUCUGUGUAUAUAUCUUUAUGUCCUUGUUCUUGAGAUUUAGUUGGCUAUCCAAGUGCCUGAAGUGGUGCUUUCUGGGUUUCUUUCUUUGUUUAUUUGCCUCACAAUCUACAUUCAUGGCAUGAGCUGACGAU